AAGCCGAAGGCAGCUGGAGAAGGUGAGCGAGGCUCUCCCUGCACCAUGAAAGCCCCACAACGGGCAGGGGGGCGCACCGACCAGAUGCUGGGGGCUAUGGGGGACAUCCUGACUUCCCUGGCCCUACCCAGCCAACAGUGGCUGCCAGACCUGUGUUCCCAGGAGCAGGGAACUGAGAUGCAACCGGAGGGCAGCAGCAACGCGGAGGCGUCUGAGGUCACCAGGGAACAGCAUCAAGUGGUGGAACCCACCCAGCACGAAGCCAUGGCAUCUGGAGCCCCAGAGUCCCAGACAACAACAGAAGAUCCUUACUCCAUUGCAGGCAGUGAUGGCAGCAUCUCAGCCUCAGUGACCUCAGUCCAGCCGCAGGCAUCCAGCAGCUCGGCUCCCAGUUCUCCUGCCUCCCGCCACUCAGUCAGCACCCUCAAGAAAUGGCUGACCAACCCCGUCCGCAAGUUAAGUGCUGGUGGGCUACCUCGAGGCGAACGCCCACUCAGGAAGCCAGAGGGCCGGACACGGCGGCAUGGGCGCCAAGAGGAUCGCAAGAGCAUCGACUUGGGCCUUCUGGGCCAAGGGGAGGGGCCCCUUGUCAGCCCACGGGUCUCACUUGGCACGGAUGGCAACACUCAUCUCCCAGACCUCUCCCUGCUCUCCAGCCUACUCGAAGGGGAUGGCUCAGGAAAAUGCACCCAGGGUCCUGACCCUUCUCUGCUCUCCAAUGAACCCCAAAGCCCUGAGCCCACCUCAGAAACUCUCAUGCAACUCCCAGCCUCUGAGGAACAGGAAGAGGAGGAGAGGCGCAGUGCCUUAGAAAAGAGUAUGUUUGUUCUCAGGGAGUUGAUUGAGACUGAGAAAAUGUACGUGGAGGACCUGGGCCAGAUUGUGGAGGGCUAUAUGGCAACCAUGAAGGCCCGUGGCAUCCCUGAGGGUAUGAAGGGCAAGGACAAGAUAAUCUUUGGGAACAUCCACCAGAUCUACGACUGGCACAAAGACUAUUUACUUAAGCAGCUAGAGAAAUGUCUGGAGGAUCCUGAUCUACUGGCUGAGUUGUUCAUAAAGCACGAGCGCCGUUUGCACAUGUAUGUUGUUUACUGUCAGAACAAACCCAAAUCUGAGCAUAUUGUGUCUGAGUUUAUUGACACUUACUUUGAGGAACUGAAGCAGGAACUGGGGCACCGUUUGCAGCUCAAUGACUUGCUGAUCAAACCUGUACAGCGGAUCAUGAAAUACCAGCUGUUACUCAAGGAUUUCCUGAAGUAUUAUGGCAAAGCUGGCAAAAACACGGAGCAGCUGGAGAGAGCUGUGGAGGUGAUGUGCUUUGUUCCUAAGCGCUGCAAUGACAUGAUGAACGUGGGGCGUCUUCAGGGAUUUGAGGGGAAGCUGACAGCACAGGGGAAGCUGCAGCAGCAAAACACCUUCUGGGUGACAGAGCAGGCAGGCGGAAUCAUGUCCCGGGGUCGUGAGCGGCGCAUCUUUCUCUUUGAGCAGAUUGUCAUUCUGAGUGAGACUCUGGAGCGGCGGCGGGGUCCAUAUGCUGCCCCAACGUAUGCCUUCAAAAGCAGUAUCAAGGUAAGCUGUUUGGGCCUGGAGCCCAGUGUGGACAAUGAUCCCUGCAAAUUUGCACUGAUCUCUCGUGGCGCAGAACGAGGCACUGUUCGUUAUGUACUGCAGGCAGCAACUCCAGAGAUUGCCCAGGCUUGGGUGGCUGACAUCAGCCUCAUCUUGGAUACGCAACGUGACUUCCUCAAUGCACUGCAGUCUCCCAUCGAGUACCAGCGUCGAGAAAGCAAGACCCACAGCCUGGGACGAAUGGGAGCCCUGCACCACUCCCUGCCUGGUGGACCUACCCGGCCCUGCUCCACAGCCUCUAUGGACCAGAAUAAGGGACCCACUCUCCAGACCCACAAUGCCUCCCUGCCUUCCCUUUACCUUCCUGGCCCAGGCCAGCCAGAGCAUCUACUCUCUGCUGAGGUACAGCCAUCUCGCAGCCAAAGUUCUCCUGGGUCCAGACCAGGUCACAUACCUUCUGGUGAGGUGCAGCUUUCUAGUGCUGUCCAGCAGGAAUCCAUGCAGGAGGCCCCAAGCGAUGAUGACGCCAGGCCGCUACUCCCAGAUCCUGAUAUCCCUGAAAUCAGUUUCCCUGAAGGCUGUGCCCGACUCGCCAAACUUGAUGAGGAUGAGCUGUGACCCAGGAACUGGGAUGGUCUCCAACUGGCUUAGGAACAUAGAUCAGCUGUAUCCUCCCUUCUCUUCUUGUGGUGGCUCUGGGGAUGAGAUGCAGCAGCAGCAGCAUUAGGGUGGAAACUGUUCUAGCCAUCCUCCAGUCCUGCUCCUAAUGCUCAGAUGCAUCCUGUCAAGGGUACAGGACCCACACAUUGGACUGGGACCAGGGAGUGCUGCUGGAGGCUCUUCCCUUUCCCCCCCCAGACCCCAGUAUAUGCAUGCUGUGGGGAUCCAGGGGCUUCAAGUAAGGACUUUGGGACAAGGGGGUUGGGGUUGUGUGAAAUGAGAAUUUUAUUUUGUUUGUUGUAAUAAUAAAGAUUUUAGUUAAAACAAACACAGAGACAAAUUGUUCCAGGGCCCUGCGUCAUCCAACGGUUGCCAAAUUGCACAGGCAGCCGUAAAGUACGUAUUUACAUGGGUCAGUCUUUGUAGUGUCUCUUGCACAAGUAACUGGUGCACUAUGUGUGAAAUCCCCUUCUUUGUCUCAACUUCUAUAUUGUUUACUAUAAAACUAAAGACCUCAUAA
This is a messenger RNA of Sceloporus undulatus (fence lizard), 2749 nucleotides long. RefSeq names its product Rho guanine nucleotide exchange factor 25 (gene ARHGEF25). NCBI's taxonomy places the organism in Eukaryota, Metazoa, Chordata, Lepidosauria, Squamata, Phrynosomatidae. The record is from RefSeq and is a predicted model, not a curated record. Gene Ontology annotation, cellular component: cytoplasm; plasma membrane. Gene Ontology annotation, molecular function: guanyl-nucleotide exchange factor activity. Gene Ontology annotation, biological process: axon guidance. The transcript has 17 exons. Bases 46 to 2187 code for a protein of 713 amino acids.